Phanerochaete carnosa HHB-10118-sp is the source of this 426-nucleotide messenger RNA. RefSeq lists its product as uncharacterized. The transcript is spliced from 2 exons. The record is from RefSeq and is a predicted model, not a curated record. NCBI's taxonomy places the organism in Eukaryota, Fungi, Basidiomycota, Agaricomycetes, Polyporales, Phanerochaetaceae. The coding region runs from base 1 to 426 and encodes 141 amino acids.
AUGUCUCACAACAACCCAAGCUCUAGCUCUGAGAUGGGAAGUGACAGUGGUAAGGUCACAGAUAAGAAUGCUGCAUCUGGAUCUGAGCCAGGCUUAGAUCAAAGUGGCAAUCAGCAGAUAUGUAAUUCUCAAAUCUGUGCACAGCUGCAAAAUCCUAUAGAUGAACUGUUAUCUUUGGCUACUGCUAAUGACUUUGAAUCAGCACCAGAAGAGCUAACUAGUUUUGAAGAAGCUAUCAUCAAGGCUAGUCAGAAGUCUGCUGUUCUUUUUGACCUGUGGUCUAAACCAAAUGUGUUUGUGGCUAAAAGGCAUCCAACUAUUGACAUUGACUUUAUGGCUUGCUAUACUAAUGAGUCUUCAGAGAAGAAAGCUCAGCAAGCUGAGAUAUUCAAUGCUAUGCCUAACCUUACCCUUAGACAAAACUAG